This is a messenger RNA of Capsella rubella, 1387 nucleotides long. Its product is annotated as agamous-like MADS-box protein AGL3. Lineage: Eukaryota; Viridiplantae; Streptophyta; Magnoliopsida; Brassicales; Brassicaceae. Gene Ontology annotation, biological process: positive regulation of transcription by RNA polymerase II. The record is from RefSeq and is a predicted model, not a curated record. Gene Ontology annotation, cellular component: nucleus. The transcript is spliced from 8 exons. Bases 404 to 1252 code for a protein of 282 amino acids. Gene Ontology annotation, molecular function: protein dimerization activity; RNA polymerase II cis-regulatory region sequence-specific DNA binding; DNA-binding transcription factor activity, RNA polymerase II-specific.
AUGGCUUAGCAUCUCUGCAAAACCAACACAAAGCUCUUUUUUAUUCUCUUCAAAAUCAUUCCAACAAAAGAAGAAACCCUGAAACACAAACUGGCCCACCCACCACCACUACCACAAUAUCUCUCCUUCCUCCUCCACCACCACCACCAGAGUCAUCACCGGGACAAGUAAUGAGGAAACCAAUUCAUGCCCUAGAUUAAGAACCAGAAUCCUUUUUUUUUAGACAAGAUCUCUCUACAUACACUCUACACAUUUCACUUGUACUUUAUAAUACUACCUUUAUCUAUGUGUGUGUAUAUAAAGCUUCACUUGUUGCUUUAGGGGUAAGUAAAGGAAGAAACUUUUCAGUUGGGUUUCUUUUAUUUUUUUUUGGUUUGUUGAUUGUGUUGAAGAAGAUAGAGAGAUGGGAAGAGGCAAAGUAGAGCUGAAGAGGAUAGAGAACAAGAUCAAUAGACAAGUUACUUUUGCAAAGAGAAGGAAUGGUUUGCUUAAGAAGGCUUAUGAGCUUUCUGUCCUUUGUGAUGCUGAGAUUGCUCUUCUCAUUUUCUCUAACCGUGGCAAGCUCUACGAAUUUUGCAGCAGCCCUAGUGGUAUGGCGAAGACGGUUGAUAAGUAUAGAAAACAUAGUUAUGCAACAAUGGACCCAAAUCAAUCAGCUAAAGACUUGCAGGAUAAGUACCAAGACUACUUGAAGCUCAAAUCAAGAGUUGAAAACCUUCAACAUUCACAAAGGCAUUUGCUUGGUGAAGAGCUAGCCGAGAUGGGAGUGAAUGAGCUUGAGCAGCUUGAACGCCAAGUAGAUGCAUCACUAAGACAAAUAAGAUCAACCAAGGCUAGGUCAAUGCUUGAUCAACUAUCUGAUCUCAAAACAAAGGAGGAAAUGUUAUUGGAAACCAACAGAGACCUUAGGAAAAAGUUGGAGGAAAGUGAUGCUGCGCUUACUCAAUCGGUUUGGGGAGCUUCUGCGGCAGAACAUUCCCAACAACUACAGCAACAACAACAACUACAGCAGCAACAACAACAACAACAACAACAACAACAACAACAACAACAACAACAACAACAAGGCAUGAGCUCUUAUCAACCGAACCCUCCAAUUCAAGAAGCAGGUUUCUUCAAGCCACUACAAGGCAAUGUAGCAUUGCAAAUGAGCAGUCAUUACAAUCACAAUCAUGCUGCUAUGACAAACGCAAACAACUCUGCAACAACAUCACAGAAUGUUAACGGAUUCUUCCCAGGGUGGAUGGUCUGAAACGAUGAUAUACAUAUAUGUGUGUUUUAUAGAUCAAAGAUCAUUAUUGCUUUGUGUCCUUUAAGUUUUGCCAGAGAAACAUUGUUCAUUAAUUAUUACAAACUCUGUUAUAUAAUCAAGCGCUGUAAUGUCAAA